Messenger RNA from Oncorhynchus kisutch (coho salmon), 3776 nucleotides. RefSeq lists its product as uncharacterized. The transcript is spliced from 6 exons. NCBI's taxonomy places the organism in Eukaryota, Metazoa, Chordata, Actinopteri, Salmoniformes, Salmonidae. Gene Ontology annotation, cellular component: intermediate filament. Bases 296 to 3403 code for a protein of 1035 amino acids. The record is from RefSeq and is a predicted model, not a curated record.
AGGACAGGACUAAGGACAGAGGAAAGGACUGAGGAGAGGAGAAAGGAUUCUGAGAGGUCUGGUGAACGGCAAUGGAGGAUCAAGAGUCUGAGCUGCCGAUGGACCCCGAAGUCUGUUUUGAUCCGCUGUUCAUCGAUGAGGAAGACCCGUAUGGGAUGAGGGUGUUGAAGAAGAGACAGGCGCUUCAUUCCAGUCUCUCCUGGGAGAUACCAGUACAAACACACUCCUGACUGGCUCAGUCUCAGAUACCUGCAGAGAGACACACCUGGAUGAGACACGAGCCCAGUUCAAGGACAUGGACACCAUGUUUAGAAGUUGUGUAGGAGAAACUACAGACUCUUUUGGGCUUCACCUGUCGAUGUCUGCCCACAAUAACACACACCUUAGUGGGUUAGGACAGAUCCAGCCACACCAUAAUGGGUUAGGACAGAUCCAGCCACACCAUAAUGGGUUAGGACAGAUCCAGCCACACCUUAGUGGGUUAGGACAGAUCCAGCCACACCAUAAUGGGUUAGGACAGAUCCAGCCACACCUUAGUGGAUUAGGACAGAUCCAGCCACACCUUAGUGGGUCAGGACAGAUCCAGCCACACCUUAGUGGGUUAGGACAGAUCCAGCCACACCUUAGUGGGUUAGGACAGAUCCAGCCACACCAUAAUGGGUUAGGACAGAUCCAGCCACACCGUAGUGGAUUAGGACAGAUCCAGCCACACCAUAACGGGUUAGGACAGAUCCAGCCACACCUUAGUGGGUCAGGACAGAUCCAGCCACACCAUAGUGGGUUAGGACAGAUCCAGCCACACCUUAGUGGGUUAGGACAGAUCCAGCCACACCUUAGUGGGUUAGGACAGAUCCAUCCACACCUUAGUGGGUUAGGACAGAUCCAGCCACACCUUAGUGGGUUAGGACAGAUCCAGCCACACCUGAGUGGGUUAGGACAGAUCCAGCCACACCAUAAUGGGUUAGGACAGAUCCAGCCACACCUUAGUGGGUUAGGACAGAUCCAGCCACACCUUAGUGGGUUAGGACAGAUCCAGCCACACCUGAGGGAGAUGGAUGACCUGUUGAAGAGCUGUGAGGACAUAACCGGUGUGUCCUUCAACUCCCGCCUGUCCACCAGGUACACAGACACUCACCUGACUGAACCAGCUCAGAACCAGAACCAGUCAGACACACACCUGACUGGACCAGCUCAAAACCAGAACCAGUCAGACAUACACCUGACUGGACCAGCUCAGAACCAGAACCAGUCAGACAUACACCUGACUAGACCAGCUCAGAACCAGAACCAGUCAGACACACACCUGACUGGGCCAGCUCAGAACCAGUCAGAUAUACAGAAGAUGGAUUCUAUGAUGGGGAGCUGUGGUGGUAAUGACUGUCACACAAGUGCCUCCAUCCUGACCUACACAGACACACACAUGGAGGAGUCUAGGAACCAGUGCCAAAGUCACCUGAAGGAGGUGGAAUCCAUUUUGGAUCAGACUGGAGCCACAGGAGCCGCUGUCCAGCUUCAGUUGCCUCCUCUUACUUCUGCAGGCACUCAGCUGAGUGGCACUAUGGCUGAGUAUCAGACAGAGCUAAUGGGGAUGCUGGCCAUGUUAGAGAACUGUACGGAGGAGACAGGAAUUACCUUUGACCCUUUAGAGUGGACUUACCCCAGCUUACCAAAAGGAUUUUGCCAACACAACACCAACAUGAAUAAGGUAACACAAGACAGACACAUGGACAGAGGACUAACAACACAAGGACUCAUGGAGUCUGUGGGGAAUACCAAGACUGAAGGACUAGGGUUUGGGAGAGGUGUGGAUCUGAAGCCAUAUUUGGGCAGUACCUUUGGCCAAUUUGAGCCCCAAAGCUAUCAAGCUAUCUCGACAAAAAGACAUUCAGAUGAGUUAGGAGACUGUGGAGAAACAUACACAAGAGAACCCAUGUCCAUGGUGUGUGAAGAGUACAUAGACAGGGGCACAGAGGGGGACAUGAUGGGAGGCCAACAACUAGAGACAGAGUUGGGAGGGAUGGAUUUGAGGGGAGGGGUGGAGAUGAGGGGAGGCCAACAACUAGAGACAGAGUUGGAAGGGGUGGAGUUGAGGGGAGAUCAACAACUAGAGACAGAGUUGGGAGGGGUGGAGUUGAGGGGAGGGGUGGAGUUGAGGGGAGGUCAACAACUAGAGACAGAUUUGGGAGGGAUGGAUUUGAGGGGAGGGGUGGAGAUGAGGGGAGGCCAACAACUAGAGACAGAGUUGGGAGGGGUGGAGUUGAGGGGAGGGGUGGAGUUGAGGGGAGGUCAACAACUAGAGACAGAGUUGGAAGGGGUGGAGUUGAGGGGAGAUCAACAACUAGAGACAGAGUUGGGAGGGGUGGAGUUUAGGGGUUCCGUGCAGGAGUUGGGUACUAUGCUAGAGGGCUGUAUCGAGGAGGUGGGGAGAAUGGAGAAGAGACGGGAUGAACUGAUGGGAGAGCUACAGGCACUAAGGGAGGAGAAGACAGGGACAGAGGAAGGGAGAGAAGGAGGGCAAGCAGCACAGUUAAGGCAGGUGCUAAAUAUUGAGGCAGAUGGGAGGAGGGAGGCGCGGAUGAGGGAGUGGCAGUCUUUGAGGGCUGAGAGGAGUGAGGAGGAGAUGAGGUUGUCCAGUGUGCGUCUGGAGAGGCAGGGUCUUCAGGAGGAGAUGAGGAGGCUGAAGAGGAGGCUGUUCUGUGUCGUCAGGGAGUGUGCUCACAACCAGGUCAUCCUGGUAAGCCAGCAGCGUGAGGUUGCCCAGCUCAACGAGGAACAGAUGGAACUCGACACACUGAUCAUCCAGCUGACUGAGGAGGCGUCUCAACUCCGCUCCACCCACCAGACCCAGCUCUCCAACUUUCAGUCCCAGCUCCAGACACCCAGUCAGACACCCAACCCCAUAGAGGAGCUGACCCAGAGCAAGAGGACCGCUUGUGGGGACAUACAGCAGUACCUGCAGGGGGUGCUCAAGGCCCUGGAGGAAAGGUAUGAGCCAAUGCUGCUGGCCCUGUUGAAGCGGAGGGAGAGGACAUCAGAGGCCCAGGUGAAGGCCAGGCAGCAGGCCCGGGAGUUGAGGGCCUGUCGGGGGCCCCUAAGGGAGGAGAGACAGAGGCUGGGGCUGCAGAGAGCCUGCCUGGAGGAGAGACUCGUACUGAUGGAGACCCACAGGAGAGAGGACGUAGAACAGUAUAGGGAGACAGUGGACAGGCUGGAGGACACUAGCAGAGAGCAGAAGACAAAGCUACAAAUCCAGAAGAGGGAAACCAAGGAGACGGAGGAACUGAGAGACAGACUUACUAAAGAACUCCACCUGUACAGAGGUAUUGUCGAAGACAAUAACAAGAAUGAUGUAACCAGAGUGCAAGAGAAAACCACCGGGACAAAUAGAAGUGUUUCAGUUUAGGUUACAAGAGACAAACAACCUUUUCUUAGUUCAUGACUUGUGUUUCCAACAAUCAUACCAUCCUUACAAAUGCCCUUUUAUACACCUUUCAGAAGGUUCUAUUCUAUUGUAAAUAAAAACCCAGGAAGUAGAAAACCAGGAAGUAGAAAACCAGGAAAAAGCAAGGCAGUUUUGUACACUGGUAGCUGAAAUCUGUGGAGAAUUCCCAUCAGGUUGGGAAGGGUGUCUGGAGAAAACAAGCUCGCCAUUCUUCUCAUUCUAUAUUUAAGACAUGGUAAAACAUCUGUAGAGAAGAAGGUUCUGGAACAUUCUGAAGAUAGAUGUAAUGCAUUCUUUAUAGUGUAACAAAUAAAAGGUGUUCUUUUAAACUAAA